CGACCCCACAAUUGCCUCAACUCUUUUCACGCCCCCACUACGCUCUUACUUACAACCACGCACCCACUGCGUCCUUCCCCCUCUCUCUUCCCCUUUCACUCGUUCAUUUGAUACUACUUUAACUAUUAAAGAGGGGAAUAAUACCCUUUAUUAUAAUAACCCACUCCAAAAGUAAGAAAAGAAAAUUCUCUAUCCCUCAGAAUUAAACAAACAUCGCCCACCGCCUAUCCACUUUUCUCAAGCUAGCCUAGCUAGCUACAAAUCAAAGCCGACGAACCGGCCGGGGGGCGGCGGCGAUGACGACUCGAACCGUCAACGGCGAGCAGCAGCAGCAGCAGCAGCGACGGCAGCCGCAUUACGCGUCGGGCCGGCCUCACCGCCCGUAUUCCUCCUCCUACUACGAGGGGGCCGGGGCCGGGGGCGGCGGCGGGGGGUCUGCUUCUCUGAAGGGGUGCUGCUGCUGCCUCUUCCUUCUGCUGACCUUCCUCGCCCUCCUGGCCGUCGCCGUGGUGCUGGUGGUCGUGCUGGUCGUCAAGCCCCGCAAGCCCCAGUUCGACCUCCAGCAGGUCUCUGUCCAGUACCUCCUCGUCGCCUCCCCCUCCUCCUCCUCCUCCUCCUCGUCUCCUUCUGAUUCUAGUUCGGCGUACUUGUCCUUGAACAUCACGCUGCUGUUCACGGCGGAGAACCCGAACAAGGUGGGGAUCCGGUACGGGCCGACGGCGUUCGACGUGAUGUACCGCGGGGUGCCGCUGGGGGUGGCGGCCGUGCCGGGCUUCGAGCAGCCGGCCCACUCCACCCGCCUGGUCCAGACUCGCUUCAGCGUCGACCGCUUCAACGUCCUCCAGUCCGACGCCCUCGACCUCCUCCGCGACGCCGCCCUCAACGACCGCGUCGACCUCCGCCUCACCGGCGACGUCGACGCCAACAUCCGCCUCCUCGGAUUCACCUCCCCCAGAGUCCGGGUGUCGGUGGAUUGCGCGAUCGCGAUCAGUCCGAGGAGGCAGUCGCUGACCGACAAGCAGUGCGGCGUCGACGGAGUUAACCUCUGAGCGAUCACCGACCUCCAUUGAGAGAAAAAAAGGAAAGACAAGUGUGGAAAUUUUUUUUUUCUUUUCUUUUUUUUUUUUUUAUUAAUUUUAAGAUUUGUAGCGAGCUUCUACUUGGAUAUUUGCUUUGUUUUGGGCAUUACUCUUUACUCCUUUUUUUUAUUUUUUUCUUUUUCUCAUAACUUUCCUUAGGCCGAAAGUAAAGUUGUUGGCUUGCUAU
This is a messenger RNA of Ananas comosus (pineapple), 1266 nucleotides long. RefSeq lists its product as uncharacterized. NCBI's taxonomy places the organism in Eukaryota, Viridiplantae, Streptophyta, Magnoliopsida, Poales, Bromeliaceae. The coding region runs from base 297 to 1049 and encodes 250 amino acids. The transcript has 2 exons. Gene Ontology annotation, cellular component: plasma membrane. The record is from RefSeq and is a predicted model, not a curated record.